CCUGCCCGGCCUGCCGGCCGCCCAGUGGCCACCCGGCCCCCAGCCCGGCCCAUCGCCCGGCCCGCCUCCUCCCGACCCGCUGCUCCCUCCCUUCCCCCUGCCGGGAUCUGGUCGGCCUACUUUCCCCCACCCCAGGCCAGGCCAGUACCAUCAAGAAGGCAAAUCUGGGCUCCGCCCCACCAAGAAAGAAGAUGGGACCCAAACUCGAACUCACAGAGGACCAGAAACAAGAAAUUAGAGAGGCAUUUGAUCUCUUUGAUACAGAUGGAACCGGGACAAUAGAUGUUAAGGAGCUCAAGGUGGCCAUGAGAGCUCUGGGCUUCGAACCCAAGAAAGAAGAGAUCAAAAAAAUGAUAUCUGACAUUGACAAGGAGGGGACGGGAAAAAUCAGUUUCAAUGACUUCUUGGCUGUGAUGACUCAAAAAAUGGCUGAAAAGGAUACCAAAGAAGAAAUUCUGAAGGCUUUCAGACUCUUUGAUGAUGAUGAAACCGGAAAAAUCUCCUUCAAGAACUUAAAACGUGUGUCCAGAGAGCUAGGGGAAAACCUCACUGAUGAGGAACUGCAGGAAAUGAUUGACGAAGCUGAUCGAGAUGGAGAUGGAGAAGUCAGUGAACAGGAGUUCCUGGGGAUCAUGAAAAAGACCAGUCUCUAUUGAGGUCAAUCUCUUCCCCUUUUGCAGGCACAUACAAAUAGAUUUUCUGGUUAUGAAGGUUCCUUGUUUUCAUUUUUUGAGGCAUCACUACAGUACAUAAAGGCUGAUUUUCCCCUUCCACUAAUUUAUCUAGAAAAUUACAUUGGCAAAUACUUGACUCAGUUGUACGUUUUCUAAAGAAUUCUAAAAACAGUUCUAGACAAAAUGC
Dromiciops gliroides (monito del monte) is the source of this 861-nucleotide messenger RNA. RefSeq names its product centrin-2-like. The transcript has a single exon. The record is from RefSeq and is a predicted model, not a curated record. Gene Ontology annotation, cellular component: centriole; centrosome. The coding region runs from base 192 to 656 and encodes 154 amino acids. Gene Ontology annotation, biological process: centriole replication; mitotic cell cycle; nucleotide-excision repair. NCBI's taxonomy places the organism in Eukaryota, Metazoa, Chordata, Mammalia, Microbiotheria, Microbiotheriidae. Gene Ontology annotation, molecular function: calcium ion binding.